Xenopus tropicalis (tropical clawed frog) is the source of this 1679-nucleotide messenger RNA. RefSeq names its product olfactory receptor family 52 subfamily D member 1 (gene or52d1). Gene Ontology annotation, biological process: signal transduction; detection of chemical stimulus involved in sensory perception of smell; nervous system process. Gene Ontology annotation, cellular component: membrane; plasma membrane. Gene Ontology annotation, molecular function: G protein-coupled receptor activity; olfactory receptor activity. The coding region runs from base 80 to 1033 and encodes 317 amino acids. The record is from RefSeq and is a predicted model, not a curated record. Lineage: Eukaryota; Metazoa; Chordata; Amphibia; Anura; Pipidae. The transcript has a single exon.
GGAGACCACCCAUAACUGCAAGACCCUCCUAUUCUUCAUCCCUCACGACUGGCCUGAGAUCUGCAGACAAGAAGUAACCAUGGGGAGCCAGAAUGAGAGCAGUUCCCACCCGGAGUAUUUCCUUCUGGUUGGAAUCCCCGGUAUGGAAGAUGCCCACUUCUUCUUCUCCAUCCCCUUCUGCUCCAUGUACAUCUUGGCCUUGGCUGGGAACCUGCUUCUGAUCUAUGUGAUUGCAACCAACGCGAGUCUCCACCAACCCAUGUACCAGUUCCUUGUCAUGUUGGCCAUGUCCGAUAUCCUCCUGUGCACGACGACGGUACCAAAAAGCCUGGCAAUAUUUUGGUUCCAGUCGAGCAGAAUCCCAUUCGAUGGCUGCAUCACGCAGGUGUUUUUCAUCCACUUCCUGUUCGUCACCGAGUCUUCUGUUCUGUUGACCAUGGCUUAUGAUAGAUACGUUGCCAUCUGCUAUCCGCUGGCAUACACCACCAAGAUGACUAACUCCUUCAUAUGGAGAGUAGUGAUUGUGGCUUUGACCAGGGGCUUCUGCACUACGGGCCCAUUCACUUUACUUCUCAAGAGACUCCCCUACCAAGGCAGCAACGUCAUAGCUCAUAGUUACUGUGAACACAUGGCGAUGGCAAAACUGGCCACUGCUGAUAUUCUGGUCAAUGUGGUUUAUGGCCUGAUUAUAGCCUUUGGCAUAACGGGCAUAGAUAUGAUUCUCAUUGCCGUCUCCUAUGUCGUUAUAAUCCGGGCUGUAAUUAGACUCCCUUCAUCCGAGGCCCGUUACAAAGCCUUCAAUACGUGCGUGUCCCACCUAUGUGUCAUAACCCUGUUCUACGUACCAGCUUUCUUCUCUUUCAUUACUCACAGAGUGGGUCACAAUGUCAUCCCCCUCUACGCUCAUAUCCUACUGGCCAACCUCUAUUGUCUAGUCCCGCCCAUGAUGAAUCCGAUUAUCUAUGGGGUCAAAACAAAAGAAAUAAGACGCAAGGUGUUUGGGUUGUUCUGUAGAAAAGCUUUCCUGAUGUGACCAUUGCAUGGGUCUUGUCUUCAGGCCCCAGUAGAUAUUAUCAUUGGAACUAUCCAUAGCAUAGCUACAAGUAAUUUGCUAAUUAGUCUAACGAGCACCUUGCCAAAGCCAAAAAUAACAUCUUCACUUACUUCACCCACCGCUAUUGCUCAAACUGUAACCUGCUCAAUCACCUGCUGUAACCUGCUCAAUCACCCCCAGAUCAUCUGGAAAGUCAAGGAACCGGCCUAUCAAUGGACUAGGGUUGAUAAUAGGACAUUUGUAUAAAGUGUGUGAGUUCAGCCUCACCCUUGGGUCAUACAGGCAACUCACGGCACACUAGGUGACUAUGGCAAUCCACCAAUGUGGCAAGAACUGCAGCUCAUCUUCAUCAUCUAUGGUCAACAUGGUCCCAGGAUGGUCUGUUGAACCCCACCAUGACCUGGCUUGCAUACCCAGAUACUUGGGCAGUAUAAUCAAUUAAGUGCCCCACAAAUCUGCCGAUGUAUGACCUGCCGGUCAGUAUAUGUUUGAAGCAUGGGAUGGCGCUUAGGUUUAGUCACCAGAAUGUAGGUUUAGACGUGUUGAGGAUGUUCUUGUACAGCUCUGUUUUUCCAUGUAAAAUGUCCGGAAUCUGUAUAUUCAUAAAUAAAUGUCACAGUAAACA